This is a messenger RNA of Formica exsecta, 1094 nucleotides long. It is a transcript of the gene EMC10, whose product is annotated as ER membrane protein complex subunit 10. The transcript is spliced from 4 exons. The record is from RefSeq and is a predicted model, not a curated record. The coding region runs from base 214 to 903 and encodes 229 amino acids. NCBI's taxonomy places the organism in Eukaryota, Metazoa, Arthropoda, Insecta, Hymenoptera, Formicidae. Gene Ontology annotation, cellular component: EMC complex.
UGGUUAAAAUGGAACGGAACAGCUGUUUUAUAACCUUAACCAGCGCUGUAGAUAUCGUGUUUAUGUAUCUAUGGCACAUUUGACAUGAUAGCAAGAGCAUAUACCACGAUUUUAGAAAUUAGCGUCAUACAAUGAAACGUGGCGCUUCGCCAGUAACUUUAUAAUUAUCCUCAAUAUAUUUUUAUCUAUUACGAUCUGUGCAUCGUUGCAAAAAUGUAUUUAUCCUACGUUAUCGUCAGUAUACUAUUCUGCGUAUCUUUCGUGGAUCUCGUUCGUGGGAGCGAGCUCGACUACGACGGCUGGUUGCAAUUGCGGUUAUGGCACGCGUUCAAUGACGAUCCGGUGCCCGUGUUCACGGAACGAGGAAAUAUCACCGUGUCCAGCGUGCGUAGUGGCGCGUCUGUUGUCGGACAGAACGGCCUGUUGACAGCCCAGAUAAACGCGCUGAAGAACCUUGCCGAACACGACGGCAAGUACAGAGUGAAGGCACUGGCACGCACCUCGUCCGGUAGCGAGAUCACGUUCUUCACCUCAGUGCCAGCGUGCUAUCUGCUUGGUUCCGAUCUAGAAGACAUCAUAACAGUAUGGUUGGACAGUGCAGCAGAGCCGAUAGCUGUGAGCAUUUCAUCCUUAGGUCCCUGUACAUUAGACAAUCCCUUCACAAAUAUGUGGACCACUAACGUCAUGGUCAGAUAUCCAGAUGGCGGUCCUAUUCCAGAUACUGCUAUGUAUAUUCAAAAGCUCGAACGAGAACGAGAAGCGAGAGAGAGAGGAGAAACCAAAGAUAAUCGUUCAUUCCUUGCGAAAUAUUGGAUGUAUAUUGUCCCUGCAUUAAUCUUUCUGCUGCUGUCAUCUGCAACAAAUCCAGAAGCUGCUGCAGGAGGAAGUGCACAAAGACAAUGAUCUAAUGAAAAUAAUUUGUACCUGUGUGUGCAUUACACUUCAGAGGAUGGUCUUAUGAAAUUUGUCCAAAUUUAUAUAGUAUAUAAUUUCAUAUAAUGUAAUAAAAAUUGAUACAUUAAUAAUAAUCCUCUAAGUAUUACUACAUAUGUAUAAUAUUACAUUUUUCUGCUAAAAUAAAUAUAAUUAUUAGA